AUGCGUUUCUUCACCACCGCCCUUGUCUCUGCCCUUGCGGCCCUGGCCUCUGCCUACACUCAGCCCGACUACUCUCAGAACCCCACCGGCAAUGCCAUCCUCACCCCCGAACUGAACCAGGUUGUUCCUGCUGGCAAGCCCUUCGAGAUCACCUGGGACCCCACUACCUCGGGCACUGUGUCUCUUGUCCUUCUGCGCGGCCCCAGCACCAACGUCGUCCCCAUCCAGACCAUUGUCGAAGACAUCGACAACUCUGGCAGUUACUCUUGGACUCCCAGCACCACCCUCGAGCCUGACACCACCCACUACGGUAUCCUCCUUGUUGUCGAGGGCACUGGCCAGUACCAGUACUCCGUCCAGUUCGGCAUCUCCAACCCUUACUACUCUUCUUCUUCCUCUGUUGCCGCUGCUACUAGCACCACUGCCGCCGCCGCUGUGAGCUCUGAUGCUUCCGAGACUAGCGUUAUCAUCAGCAAGAUCACCAGCACUAUCUGCCCCGAGACUGCCACUGCCACUGCCGACGUCAAGCCCACCUCCGUCCCUGUGGUCGGUGGCAACAAGCCCACCAGCUUCGUCGUUGCUCCCUCUGCCUCCGGCUCUGCCAGCCUCAUCCGCAGCUCUGCCACUCCCUCCGGCACUCCUGCUGCCAGCAGCUCCUCCGUCUCUCCCGUUUUCACCGGUGCUGCUGACCGCAACGCCAUCAGCCUCGGCGCCGUCGCCGUCGGUGUCGCUGCCGUCCUUGCUUUCUAA
Aspergillus niger is the source of this 750-nucleotide messenger RNA. It is a transcript of the gene Balu-42, whose product is annotated as differential expressed Balu-42 from patent US2003215950-A1-Aspergillus niger. The record is from RefSeq and is a predicted model, not a curated record. The transcript has a single exon. Bases 1 to 750 code for a protein of 249 amino acids. Lineage: Eukaryota; Fungi; Ascomycota; Eurotiomycetes; Eurotiales; Aspergillaceae.